Molecule: messenger RNA, 438 nt
Organism: Beauveria bassiana ARSEF 2860
Lineage: Eukaryota; Fungi; Ascomycota; Sordariomycetes; Hypocreales; Cordycipitaceae
Exons: 1
Coding region: 1-438 (145 amino acids)
Source: RefSeq, a predicted model, not a curated record
AUGUCUACCAAACGCAAAUACGAUGUCUACGUUGCAGUUUUCCAAGGCACUCCCGUGGAUUUCUGCAAAUAUCGGCAUACCGGCCUAUGGUAUGAGCCAGAGGACGAUGGCACCACGUUUUACGCCCACGUUACGGGCUUGGAGGGCGAGUUUAGAUUCCAGGAGCGCUGGAAUUAUGAUCCUGAAGGUUCACGCUCGUUUGCCAAAAAGGUCAGAGUCGGCACAACAAAGCGCCCCUUGACUCAUUCAGAGCUUGUCGCUCUUUCGGAAUCCGUCUCGGUGGAUAACGAUAACCCUGAGUUCAACUGCCAACAAUGGGUCCAAUACGCACUAUUGGUGCUCUACGAAAACGGCCUGAUAACUGAAAAGGAAUACAAUGAUGGUGUGAAUGGCAUGAUUGACGCUACGAUGGAGGCAAAGGAUGAGCAUCUAGGCUAG